AUGGCCAUCUCCAUCCGCCCCAUGGCCGCCGAGGACAAGAGCCAGUUCCUCGUCCUGUGGGAAAAGUACAACGUCUUCUACAAGCGCACCGUCGCCGCGGCCAUCACCGACAAGACCUGGGAGCGCAUGCUCGACCCCCAAACGCGGCUGUACGGCGCCGUCGCCGUUGACAGCGACCUGGCCCCGGGCGCCAACAUCGUCGGCUUUGUCACCUGGCUUCCGCACUUUUACACCGCCACCGUCGAGGACAUUGUCUACCUCCACGACCUGUACGUGAGCGAGGACGUGCGAAACGGCGGCGUGGGCCGGUCCCUCAUCAACCACGUCUACGACUGGUGUAAGCAGGAAGGAAUAACGAGCGUGUACUGGCACACGCAGCGCUUCAACCACCGCGCUCAGCUGCUUUAUACCAAAGUGGCCAACCUCACCGACUUUGUGCAGUACAAGCACGACGUGUAG
Molecule: messenger RNA, 459 nt
Organism: Apiotrichum porosum
Lineage: Eukaryota; Fungi; Basidiomycota; Tremellomycetes; Trichosporonales; Trichosporonaceae
Gene: HPA3
Product: D-amino-acid N-acetyltransferase
Exons: 1
Coding region: 1-459 (152 amino acids)
Biological process (GO): protein acetylation
Cellular component (GO): cytoplasm
Molecular function (GO): N-acetyltransferase activity
Source: RefSeq, a predicted model, not a curated record